Molecule: messenger RNA, 4783 nt
Organism: Mirounga angustirostris (Northern elephant seal)
Lineage: Eukaryota; Metazoa; Chordata; Mammalia; Carnivora; Phocidae
Product: solute carrier family 23 member 1-like
Exons: 13
Coding region: 379-2223 (614 amino acids)
Biological process (GO): transmembrane transport
Cellular component (GO): membrane
Molecular function (GO): transmembrane transporter activity
Source: RefSeq, a predicted model, not a curated record
UGUCACAGCCCGAAUCAGGUCUCUCCCGUCCCUUGUCAAACACCUCGUUGUUGUGUUUUUCAGGGCUUCCUCUUGGACCGAUUCCCACCGAUGUCUGUGUGCCUCCCACCGUGUGUUUCCUGAACCUUAGGACCCAGUGCCAUCCAUUCCAGAACAUUCCACCACCCGGAGUAGCUGGUGUUUGCCUGGCUUUGGACUUCACGGAGCGGGGUUUAUUCAGAGUUUUUGAGGAGGACCCUGUGCAGAGUAAGAGCAAGAGUACACCUUCCCGGACUUCUCUCUCUGAAAGGCAGUGAGACGUUAAUCUCUUUCAACUGGAGCGGGUUCGCUUCGUUUCUCUCCUGGGAGGAGGCCAACAGGAACUGACCCCAGGUUGCCAUGAGCUCUGCCAUCACCUGCUGUGAGCACCCCGACCCUUUGAGGGGUGACAAUGUGCUCAACUGUCACAAUGAUGGCCAAGGCAGGAAGAAGGCUGGGCAGGCCAGGAGCUCCAGCAGCAGCCCGGUGAUCUACGGCAUCCUGGAUGUCCCACCGUGGUACCUCUGCAUCUUCUUGGGGAUCCAGCACUUCCUCACAGCCCUGGGGGGGCUCGUGGCAGUGCCGCUCAUCCUGGCCAAAGACCUGUGCCUGCAGCAUGACCCCCUGACUCAGAGCUACCUCAUCAGCACCAUUUUCUUCGUCUCCGGCCUCUGCACUCUCCUGCAAGUGUUUUUAGGAGUCAGGUUGCCCAUUCUCCAGGGAGGGACGUUUGCUUUUGUGGCACCCUCCCUGGCCAUGCUCUCCCUGCCUGCUUGGAAGUGCCCUGAGUGGACAUUCAAUGCCAGUCUGGUGAACACCAGCUCUCCUGAGUUCACUGAGGAAUGGCAGAAGAGGAUCCGAGAGUUGCAGGGCGCCAUCAUGGUUGCUUCCUGUGUCCAGAUGCUAGUGGGAUUCUCAGGCCUCAUUGGGUUUCUCAUGCGCUUCAUUGGCCCCUUGACCAUCGCUCCAACCAUCUCCUUGGUGGCCUUGCCUCUCUUUGAUUCUGCGGGCAAUAACGCUGGGAUCCACUGGGGGAUUGCUGCCAUGACCAUCUUCCUCAUCGUACUGUUUUCUCAGUACCUGAAAAACGUCGCCGUGCCAGUGCCGAUUUAUGGAGGAAAGAAAAAGUGUCACAUGUCUAAGUUCUACCUGUUUCAGGUCUUCCCGGUGCUGCUGGCGCUUUGCAUCUCGUGGCUUCUCUGCUUCGUGCUCACAGUCACCAACGCCCUUCCUACAGCCCCCACCGCCUAUGGGCACCUGGCCCGUACUGACACCAAAGGCGAUGUGCUGAGCCAGGCUCCUUGGUUUCGCUUCCCUUACCCAGGACAGUGGGGCCUCCCCACCAUCAGCCUGGCUGGGGUCUUUGGGAUCGUUGCGGGGGUAAUCUCCUCGAUGGUGGAGUCAGUAGGCGAUUAUUAUGCCUGUGCCCGGCUGGUGGGGGCCCCACCCCCUCCGAGGCACGCGGUCAACCGCGGCAUCGGCAUUGAGGGUCUUGGCUGUCUUCUGGCGGGAGCCUGGGGUACAGGGAACGGCACCACCUCCUACAGCGAGAACGUCGGGGCGCUGGGCAUCACCAGGGUGGGGAGCAGGAUGGUGAUGGUUGCUGCUGGCUGCUUGCUGCUCCUGAUGGGCGUAUUUGGGAAGAUUGGGGCUGCCUUCGCCACCAUCCCAACCCCUGUGAUCGGAGGCAUGUUCCUGGUGAUGUUUGGGGUCAUCACCGCCGUGGGGAUCUCCAAUCUGCAGUACGUGGACAUGAACUCAUCCAGGAACCUCUUUAUCUUUGGCUUCUCCAUCUACUGUGGGCUCGCCAUUCCCAGCUGGGUGAACAAGAACUCUGAGAUGCUCCAGACAGGGAUUCUCCAACUGGACCAGGUCAUCCAGGUGCUGCUGACCACGGGCAUGUUUGUUGGUGGAUUUCUGGGCUUUUUCCUGGACAACACCAUCCCUGGAAGCCUGGAGGAGAGAGGCCUCCUGGUGUGGAAUCAAAUCCAAGAGGAGUCUGAGGAGACUACGAAGGCAUUGGAGGUGUACCGCCUCCCCUGCGGGAUUGGCACCAAGUCCUGCACGUCCCCCUGCACCCAGUACCUCCCGUUCUGGCCCAGGCUAGAAGCUGGGAAAGGUGAGCGGGGAAUGAGCCUGUUCGCCUGCCUCUUCCAGGAUCCCUCAGGAGAGUGCCCGAAGGGUGCCACGGAAACCAAGUUAUGAGAAGAACUGUCCUCACGCCUGCCCCAAAGUGCUCUUCACCCCCCCCCCCGCCCACCCCAUGAGAUCAUCUCCCCGUGCGAGGAUGGGUGGGCACCCUGCAGUGGUGGCAGCCAAAUGAGUAUUCGAUUAAGACCAUGACGAAGGUGCUUUGACACAGUGACUUAAACACCACAGCCUUCCACUGCGCUCCAGUGAAAACCAGUCUCCUAUCUCCAGCAUAAGCCAGUGUAACCCAGUGUCCGCACAGAGAAUCUCUCAGUCCACAUGUUCUCGGCCAUAAUUUGAUGCGUUGGAAGAGGCCUGGGGUGCGGCCGGGGACGGAGACGGGGCUGUUUGCUGAAAGGCGAGCCCCUCUUGUCCUCCCCUCCGUGCACCUGCCCCUCAGGGCUGGCUCUUCGGGAGAGGUGAGGAGCACCCUCUGUUCCUCCAGCACCCGCUCUGAGCUCCUGGUGCUCCAGCCCGCGGCCGGCUCGGGCUGUUUGUGAUGGAUUGUUCUUUAAUCGCACAUUCUGGGAAUCAAGUGCACGCACUCUGGCUUAGGCUUUGGCUUGCUCACGUAGGCUGCCAAGGGAUUGGAACCCACUCCACCUAACGGCCUCCUUGUUUCCUUAUUUUAAGAGGCCACAAGACCGCCGCACGAACUCCUGCCUGAGUUUCCAGCUGGCUGGUCUGCCCUGCAAAUUUCACAUUUGCAGUCUCCACCAUUAAUACUUAAAUCUAUACCUACACCACUACCCAUAUGCACACCUAUCCUCUUGGGUCUGUUUCUCUGACGGAUACAGUCCUGGCUAAUACGGGAAGAUAUCAUCAGUUAAGACACAGGAAGAUACCUGACCGAUGUAGGAAGAGGCCUGGGUCGGCAGAACGGGAGGGCAAGCCCCGUCGGAGGGGAUUUUAAAGCAACACAUCCAUCCUGGGCUGCACCAUAUCCAGUGAGCAGAGGCGAGCAGAGGGCCGUUGGGGCUGAGUGGGGGCGGGGAGGCUCCUAGCACGUGGCCGUGGGGAGAAGGAACAGCAUUCCCCUGAGGUCCACGCUGACCAGGGCCCCACUGGCUCAUGAUGCUCCAGGAAUGAGGACUGAAUGGGAGUGCGUGGGGGCUGGCUAGAGCCGGCACUCGUGCCCUGAGGACCUGCUGGGUGCGGGCACCUCUGUAAGACUUUCUCCUGUCCCACAUGCUGGCCUGCUCUUGACCGGGGGGACUGGCUGGGGGUGGUCGUGAGCACUGAGUGCCUGGGCGCUGGGGCCGUGCGCGCUCCCCUUUCCUUCCUUCCCCGCACACGUGUGGGCAACCCCGAGGAUAAAGGCCCGGCCUGCCCCUCCUCUGGGUUGUUUAUGAAAAGCUACGGUCCUUGCAUAUCCGCCGUGGGAGUCCCUGGGGGUGGGCUGGUGACAGGACGUGAGGCGAGGUGUGAGCCCUGGGGCUGAGAGCAGGCCGGACUGUGCUUGGGUCCUAACACCUAACCUGCACGGUUUCUUCCCGGGAGAUGGAACAGCCGAAGGAUUUGGGAGGCCUUCCGGGGAGGGGGGCCACUGUAAUGAUGAUGGGAAACUGUAAAAAGCCAGGGAACCCGUUCUCUGCACACCCGGUGGGUUAGUCAGGGUUCUCCAGAGAAACAGAGUCACUAGGAUGUAGGACGUGUGAGCACGCGUGCACACACACACACACACACACGCCCACACGCUAUAUCCGUGUGCGUACACACACAUACGUAGGGAGAGAGAGAUGUUACGGAAUGGGCUUGCGUGGUUGUGGAAGCUGGAAUGUCCGCAGUGGGCAGGGUGGGCUGACAGACUGGGGAGCGUUGCUGUUCGUGUCUGAAGGCACUUGCCUCCUCCUCAUGGGAGGUCAGUCUUGGUGGGAUGAGGCUGACCCAUAUUAUGGAGGGUAAUUACUCCAUAUUUACUCAAAGUCUGCUGGUUUAAAUGUUUAUCUCAUCUCAAAAUACCGUCAUAGAAACAUCGAGAAGAAUGUGUGCCCAAAUAUCUGCGUACCGUGGCCUGGUCACGUUGGCACAUAGAAUCUGCUGUCACAUCCAAUGUGCACGCCCAGGAGCCUCACCAGAAAGCACUCAGCACACGGUGGAAUCUGGCUUGAUCUCCACUUAGGAGUCUCUAUUGCCAGAAGAAGCAGAUGAAGCUGGUUCUACCCUGAUGUCCUAUAGUUCCUAUGCACAGGUGUGGUCCGCACCAUUCUUGGGCUCCCAGAGCAUGCAGGAUGAGUGAGUGGCCUCCAGAACUCUCUAGAACCCACCAGAACUCUGCCCUGAACCCAAGGUGUGCUGAAAGUACCUAGUGUCAUGGCAUCUCUGGGGACAGAUCCUGCCCGUCCUUUCUCGAAAGGCCCGUGGCCUGGGCUUCAGGCAGGCUGCACCCAGGACCCCUGAAUAGGAACACAGGAGGGGCAGGUGUGUACCUACAGCCAGCCACUUAUACCAAACGACCCUGAAAGACUGACACAGGGCCACACUACUUGUCAAGACUUUAUAAUAAUCAGAAACUCAAACCAUCAAAAUGCUCUGGGACAGCCACCCCGAACUGUCCCGGGAGGGGGAGGCAGGU